UCGAAAGACCGCUCUCCCGAACAUGUUUCAAAAACCCUUCUCCAAUUCACUCACUCUAACCAGUCUCCUUUCUCUCCCUAAUCCAAAUUACUCUAAUACUAAUUGGCUUCUUAAUCCUUUUUCUGAAUUAAAUCUCUGAUUCUUAUUCUAUUUUUUAACCCUUCUUGAAAUCCAAUCCAAUAGUUCUUCUUCUUCGGAUUGAGCUCUGACAGAAAAUGGAGCAGAAUAGAUUUACUGACGCCUUCUCCAACGGCGGCGCCACCGCAGCUUCCACCACACCCUCCGUUCCGCCUCGUCAACCUAAUUAUACCUGCGCAAAAGUCCAGGAAGCUUUGGCUCACCUGGCAUCAAUUGAUCCUAUUGAGUUGUGUAAUGAAGCUAAAGUUGAGCAUUGUAGGGCAACUAGAGAUUUGAGAAGCUGUGGGCGAUACAUUCAGAGUGUCUUAAACUCAUGUGGCCAUGCCUCCUUAUGUGAGGAAUGUAGUCAGCGGUGUGAUGUUUGCCCAAUAUGUAGAGUUCCUUUACCUAAGGGUGGGAGUAGACUUCGUCUUCGCCUUUAUUAUGAGUGCAUAGAAGCGUGUCUUAUCUCUAAAAGGUGUGAUGACAGAUUGCAAGAUAAAGAAGAUGGUGACAAAGAACUUAUAGCUGAUGUUCAGCGUUUAUAUUCUUUAUUUGAUGUUGCCUUGGAGAAUAACUUGAGUUCUCUAAUAUGUCACUAUGUUACAGACGUCUGUAUGGAUGAGAGUGCUGUGUCCAGUGAUCCUGUAAUUGCGUUCUUGCUGGAUGAAGUGGUUGUCAAAGAUUGGUGCAAGCGGACAUUCAAGAAUAUUGUGGCUGAUCUCCAAGCUAUGUAUAAUCUUGCAGUAUGCGAGCUGAAAGCAUGUUUGAGUUUGCUAUUGAAGUUUUCUGUGAAGCUAGCUGGCUUGGUCAUUGUUCUAGAUGUUCUGGAAUCAUCAUUUAAAGGUUCGCUAUCAGCAAAACUUCACGAUCUUCACCAUCUUCAAGAAAACAUUCUAAAGACAAAGCAGCACUUGGAAGUUAUAACUUGGUGUACGAGACAUGAUUUUUUGGUGAAUGUGAGGUCCCGUCAUGGUCCGAUUGCAUCAUGGCGCUCUGAAGUUCGUGAGAGGAAAUCUGCUGCUAUUAGGCGUGCAUGGCCUGAUUCAGUACCAAAUUCUGCUGCAGUCUCCUCAAGGACAGAUAAUUCCACUCUUUUUAUUGAAGAAGCACUUUCAAAUCUUGAUACUGAGUGGGGACAUAUAGAUGAUCCAGGAGAAGAAUUGCAAAUUGCACUUCUGCAGAAGGAUGGGGGAUCUUCAUUUUUGCGUUCCAAAUUGGAGGGUUUGGCUGCAUUAUACCCAUUUGAGAGUAUGAGAGCUGCUAUUGAUGUGCUUUUCCUACGAGGAAGCUCUGAUUUGGUGGUAUCAAAGCAAGCAAUUCUUCUGUAUUACCUAUUUGACCGGCACUGGACAAUACCUGAGGACCUAUGGAGAUAUGUUGUUGAUGACUUUGCAGCGAGUUUUUGUAUAACAAGGCAUUCCUUACUGGAAUCUUUUGUCUUUUAUCUUCUUGAUGACCAUACUGACAAAGCUCUUCAGGAAGCCUGUCGUCUUCUCCCUGAAAUUUCGGGCCCCACAGUUCAUCCCAAGAUGGCCAAAGUAUUGCUAGAAAGGCAGAAUCCUGAUGCAGCUCUUAUGGUUUUGAGGUGGUCAGGUCGAGAUGAAGCGCAAUUGGUUUCACUUGAGGAGGCUGUCACCACUGUUCGGGUGCGAGUGGAAUGUGGGCUUCUUACUGAAGCAUUUAUGUAUCAGAGGGCUGUCUGCAUGAAGGUCAAAGAAAAAAAGUUGGGGGAUGAAUCUUUUCUGAAUGCUUCAGGUGAAACAAGAGAUGAACAUUGGACCUGGACGCAAUGGGUGGAGGUUAUGGUGACAGAAAUAUGUUGUCUUUGUAUUCGAAGGAAUUUGGUAGAUCGAAUGAUAGAAUUACCAUGGAACUUUGAUGAGGAGAAACAUCUACACAAAUGUUUGUUGGAUUUUGCAACAGAUGAUCCUUUAUCAACAAUGGGAAGUCUUCUUGUAGUGUUCUAUUUGCAGCGAUAUCGAUACAUUGAAGCAUAUGAAGUUGAUCGGAAGCUCGUGAAUAUAGAGCAAGAGUACAUUGUGAAAAGUUCUGCCCGAGAAGAAAUUUUAGUCAGGAUGAGAUCCACAAGUCACUGGAGAUCUGCAUUAGUUGAGAAGAGCAUAGAAUUAUUGCCUGAUGUCAUACAGCAGCAACUGAAAAAUGGAAAGCUUCAUGAAAAUGGGUUGCUUCCUAGUAAUGCAGGUGGUUUUCCAGCUAACUCCAAUGAUGCAAGAGAACAGGGACCUAUAUUGACCGGUUUAUUAGUUCCUCCUGUCAUUUCUUCCUCUGUUCAAGGGACGAAUAAUGUAAUGACUUCACCAAUACAUUCAACUCUUAAUAGUUCGUCAAAACUGGGCGGAUCUGUUAGUUUUCGAACCAAUAAUUAUGGGAAUUUUGGUGCAUCUAUGCUCCCCAAGGGAUUCUUUAAUGCAGCAGAAAAGGGAUGGACGCCUGAUAGUGGCCUCAGGAAAAAUUUUAGCUUUGAUGACGUCAGUCCUGCAAUUCCCAAUACUAAUAUAGCUACAUCUCCAAUCCGAGAGUUGAAAAGCAGUUCAUCACAAAAGCCUGGGAGUAUACCCAAGCAAAAUGGGUCUUUGAACAAAGUCCACAGCCGAAGCUCCUACUUGAAAGGAUCUAUUGCAAAUCCUGUCACUUCCCUUAGGAGCAACCUUGGGAUGUUGAUGGAUUCUGCUCAAGACUCUAGUGUGCUUGGCAAACUUGCAUUCUCAGACAAAACUGAUGUACCUCAGAUGCUUCAUUCAAAUGAUUCCAUGGACAUCUCUUGGAGUCAUGAUGAGAGGGGUUUGUCUGUUGAGAGAGUAGAUGCAAAUGGUGGGCCCAGAUGGCGAUCUGACGAGUCUAGUGAAGAUGAAGAGCAUCAAAACCAGGAUAGAACUGCAGUUACAGCAGCUAAUACAAGGAACAUUAGGGGAGCGAGAAGAGGCAGGGUUUUGGGAAGAUGAUGCAUCUGGUUCGCAUGAAAGGAAGUUCCUUUCUUCAUGCUAAAGAUUAGUUAAAAUUGGAGACCAGCAGAUAAGCAACAGACUAGGAGGCCGUCUGAGGAAGUUCAACCGGUAAUUUCUAUACUGCCCUGGGAGGAAACAUUUGGAUGCCCCUCACUGCAGUUAGGGCUUGAAAUUUGGUGAUGGAUCCUAGCUGUUUCAUUGUUGUACUUCAUAUCCUAGAGUUAUAGCGGAAUGAUAUUUUACUACUUGAGAUGAGAUCUAUAUUAUACAUACUGGUUUGGCCAAAGUUUUGUAGCUUAUGAUAAACAAUUUCAAGGCCCGACUGGCUUGUUCAUUUACCACAAUUGAUGUUAAUAUUUUACCCUAACAUGUACAUACAAAUCUGAUCUGUUAUUCAGAUUGAUUUUAUUUUUCUCCU
This is a messenger RNA of Coffea eugenioides, 3504 nucleotides long. Its product is annotated as E3 ubiquitin-protein ligase HOS1. Bases 216 to 3083 code for a protein of 955 amino acids. Gene Ontology annotation, molecular function: ubiquitin-protein transferase activity. The transcript has 10 exons. Gene Ontology annotation, biological process: protein ubiquitination. NCBI's taxonomy places the organism in Eukaryota, Viridiplantae, Streptophyta, Magnoliopsida, Gentianales, Rubiaceae. The record is from RefSeq and is a predicted model, not a curated record.